AUGCUCUCGAGCCUGGAAGGUGGCCAUUCCCGGGAAGGUGUUGAUGGAGAUUACGACGCGAUCUUUUUGCGGCUUUUGGAGGACGAGGAGUCCUACACUGGGCGUCAACAGCACCGAGGCACAGUGCUACAGGCACCGCCGGCGCUCAGAGCGCGCCUUUCACAGGAGGCGCGCACUGGUGCUGCGCCUCAAACCGAGACCGCUAGGGAACGUUCGGCCUUCGACGUCGACCGCUGGGAAAGUGCAUACGCGGACACGAACAGGGGUCUUUCCUGUACGGAGCAGCGCAAGCCUCCCGAGAACGCGUUGGCGCCACGUGAAGUCGCAGCGAGUGCCGGUAUCUCGACCAAGAGUUCAGAAGCAGACCUUCCCGAGUGGAUCCGACGUGAAAUUUACGUCAGAGAUGGGGAGCUUGUUAUUCUCCGUGACCGACUGGAACGUCAGCAGCGGGAACUGAUUGCCUUAAGAAACGCGCAGGCCGCAACUACAACAGGUUCGCAGCAGCUUGGGCGAGCGCGCGCCCCCAGCUGGACCGCUGACGCCCAAAGGCACACCAGACCGAGCCAGGGUCUGCCCAGUGGAAGCGAGCAGGAAUUUACGAGUGCUGUCGUCCAAAGACUCGCCACGGAAACUGAUCGUUUGAGAGCGCGAUUGGCGUUCCGAGAGCGCGAAAUCUCCCAGUUGCGAGAGUUGCUCGCAAAGGUGGUAUCCUCGCCAGCACAGGGCGUGGCGGAUGGACCAGUGCAUUCGUCGUCGUCGUCGUCGCCGUCGCAAGGGCCACCGCCACCGCCACCGCCACCGUAUACAUGCAAGAGCGCUGUAAAGCGAACCGCGAACGUAUCCGUGGCCCCAACAACGCAUCCGAGUCGGAGUAAGCGGGCUGGUGUCUUUUUCGACGAGAGCCUGCUGUUACUGAACCAACAGUGUGGCGAUUCGCUCGCUUCGCAGCCGCCGAGCCCCAAUGCAGCAGCGUCACAGGCCAGGGUCACCGUCGACUGGCGCCAACACGAACCUGGAGAACCCUCUUCCGCUCCUGCAUUGCAGCAUUCGCGGCCAUGUUCUAGGACAACAAACCUCCAGUACAGUGAUCGUACCCAGAUCUUCACGAUCUUGACGGCUUGCGAGGAUUCAUGGCGCGAACUGCUACGCCAUGCAGCGCCAACAAAUCGCGAGAAUCCCCAGGUGAAGCUCGAUAACUUUUUCGCUCAGCAGAUGCUCGCAUUGCUUCGUACCGAAGCAGACCUCCGGGAAUGUGUGCGGCCGAUUCAACAAGCCAUGCUCAUGAGCUACGCGGCCUGGAAACGCACAGCAGAGCCGUCUCAGGCACUGGACAAGGAAGCACGCUUCGCUGCUGCGCUCACUGUUCUGGAUGCACUCCUGGAGCACAGCACCGCAUUCCGGGAUUACUUUAUGGAUGCGACCAGUCAGGAGCGUGCGGACGGAGCCUACUCUGCCUCGAAUACGAACGGUCUUAUGCUCGAGCAUCUCAUAGAGCUCGUUGUCGAUGAUUCCUCCUGGGUAUUUUGGCAAAAUCACCCAGGUCUGCUGAUCGCAUGCUUCCGCAUCGUGCAUAACCUCCUGCGCGGCUGGUGCGUGCGUGUGCGUGAGCGUACCUCACCGCGGGCGCCAUCUGCAACAUUUCAGGUUCAAAUACGGGUACUCAUCGAAUCCCCCGUUCUUCGACAUAUUUUCGCGGAGCUAACCCCUGAUCAUGCAUCGUUACGCGAAACAGCGUGUGCAGCCUUGGGCUCCGCAUUUGCCGUAGAGAAUGCGCUGCGCAUCUACACCGGAACUGGUUCCGCGGAAGCUCAAUGUUGCGGUUGGCAAGCGGCAGCCGUCCAAAGCGGUAGCAUCUGUCGGGUGCUGCGACUCGUCCAGGACGCGCCGCUGCCGCUCACCCUUGACAUGCUUGGCCUGGUGGAAGCCGUCUUCCUUGGUCCGUGUGCCGAUACCGCACUCGACGAGUGGAUCACACAUGUUCGCCCCGAGGAUCGAUUCGAAGCCCUAGAGGAUUUGGUGAUCGCCUUGGAGCGGCUCUGGAUGCCGCUUCAGGAACUGCAGAUGUUGUUCCAUGAACCAUCGGUUGCCGUCCUUGACGAGCGGUAUCAAGCGUCGCCUAAACGCAGUGGAUCCGCUUUACGAGGAACGCUUAGAAGCGCGCUGGAACGCUGGCAAUGCGUUGCUGCUAUGUCCAUGCCUCGGAGCGACUCUGGAACAGCAACAACAGCAGUGACAAAGAAUAUGCCGCUGCCAGAGCCAUUUCAGUCUGCAACAGUGCAGCAGCUUCAACAUGGCAUCGUUGGCGUUCUGGCGCUGCUUUAUCGCUGGACGCAACCUCUAACCGAACGACCAUCUGAACCGGAUAUCCAGCGCCAGUGGACCAUUUCGGCAGACAAGGAGAACCGAGAGCGCUCCGAGGGCACCUCAGUGAACGCUUCCCAAGUCGGAGAUCGUCCAGCACACGACUGGCCACAUCGACCGGAGCAUCUGCGAGCGUCGGUCAGGGCUCGUCUACGCGAUCUGCUCCGUAGUUUGCGCCUUGCCGCUGCUGAUCAGCAACGCCAGCGUACACCCGCGGCCGACAACAACUCGUCCGCUGACGCAGCAGACGAGAUGGUCGUCCCUUGGAUCCACUGGAGCGAGGCGGCGGACGCCCUCGAGCCCCUGCUCCGGGCGAUAUGGUGUUGGCUGCACCCCGCAGACGCCAGUUCGGCGACGGUUCACGCAAACGCCAAACCUGCAGCCGCGAUGCCUGCAUUGGAAUCGACGUCUCUUGCGCCGUUCCGCUGA
Molecule: messenger RNA, 2790 nt
Organism: Cyanidioschyzon merolae strain 10D
Lineage: Eukaryota; Rhodophyta; Bangiophyceae; Cyanidiales; Cyanidiaceae
Exons: 1
Coding region: 1-2790 (929 amino acids)
Source: RefSeq, a predicted model, not a curated record